UGCAUUAAAGAAGUGCAAGUCCGUAAUUGAUAGGACAAUCAGCAGCAGCGGUCGCUAUCCUGGAACGGUAUCAGCGACUGUCCGAUUGACCAAAUCACUCACCUCUCAGCGUUCGGAGGAAUUUGCCUAUUGUCAAGCGCGGUCCGCGGUCUCCGGGAUGCUAAUUCGCUGCGUUUGGCCGAGUGUGCGUGUACUGCAGUGACGGAGGCCACUUCCAAACACUUGCGCUUAUCAGUCAGACAGGCACAGUCAGGGUGUAAUCGACGGUGGCCACCGCAGUCCUCCAGUCAAUGAGUGGGAUCUGUCUCCAACGACAGUCUUGAACUGCCAGCGAAACCGCAAGUACCACUUGAACAGGAGCCUACGCUACAUCAUCGGUCGAGCUUACAUAAUCCCAUCCGCGAGGGUCACCAGGAACCCCCGAGCAUAAUAGAGUAUAUCCGUAACCAUGGCUACCGAACUACCUCGCGUUAACCUGGACGAACCGCGCUACGACCAGAGUACCUAUCUAAAUCGUGCGAAGCACUUUCUUAUUAUCACCAAUCCGCUGAAUGCGUUCGCCACCGAGGAGCAGCUAGAUCGGGCCGCACGCAUCGUGCGCGACUAUCGAGCCGGAAAGCCGUUGCCGGAUGUGCGCAGCGUCGACGAGCUGUGGAAGGCCAAAUACCUCUACGACAGUGCGUUCCACCCGGAUACCGGCGAGAAGAUGUUGCUCGUGGGCCGCAUGUCUGCCCAGGUUCCAAUGAACAUGAGCAUCACCGGGUGCAUGAUGACGUUCUACAAGUCCACGCCGGCCGUAAUUUUUUGGCAGUGGUUCAACCAGUCGUUCAACGCGGUCGUGAACUAUACCAACCGAUCGGGGGCUUCCCCGAUCAGCCAGGAACAGCUGUUGACCUCGUACUGCAUGGCAACAGGUGGUGCCCUCGUGACAGCCCUUUCGCUGAAUCGUCUCGUGCGGAAUGCGCCGCCGCUGGUGGGUCGCCUCGUGCCGUUAGCAGCCGUAGCCGCCGCGAAUUGCAUUAACAUUCCCUUGAUGCGCAUUCAGGAGCUGAAAAACGGCGUCACAUUGCUGGAUAAGGAUGGUAAAGAAUUGGGUGAAUCCGUUCGGGCCGCCAAGGAGGGCAUCUCGGCAGUUACCUUCAGUCGUAUUCUCAUGGCCAUGCCUGGCAUGGUCUUCACGCCGGUUCUAAUGAACAGCCUGGAGAAGCGUGGCUUCCUUCGGCGUUUCCCGUGGGCGAACGCACCGAUCCAGACACUGUUCUGUGGGUUGUGUUUAACCUUUGCCACACCGCUCUGCUGCGCCCUGUUCAGCCAGAAGGCUUCGAUUGACGUGAACAGCCUAGAAGAGGAGCUUCGUACGAAGCUGCGUGCCGAUCGUCCCGAACUAGACGUCGUUUAUUACAAUAAGGGUCUCUAACAAGUAGAUGGAAACUCUGCCACCGCAAUUACGCUCAAAUGCAACGGUGAAGAAAAUUCGCUCUGGCCAAUUUGCGUAGCAUUUUCGAGAAUGAGCAUUUUCGUCUUGGUUUAAACACUGCACCAGCAGAUCGGAAUUGCUAGAUAUUUCGCACUCCAAAC
Messenger RNA from Anopheles bellator, 1578 nucleotides. RefSeq names its product sideroflexin-1-3 (gene Sfxn1-3). Gene Ontology annotation, cellular component: mitochondrial inner membrane. Bases 449 to 1417 code for a protein of 322 amino acids. Lineage: Eukaryota; Metazoa; Arthropoda; Insecta; Diptera; Culicidae. Gene Ontology annotation, biological process: monoatomic ion transport; serine import into mitochondrion. The record is from RefSeq and is a predicted model, not a curated record. Gene Ontology annotation, molecular function: monoatomic ion transmembrane transporter activity. The transcript has 5 exons.